Dentiscutata erythropus is the source of this 672-nucleotide messenger RNA. The record is from the annotation of a GenBank genome assembly. NCBI's taxonomy places the organism in Eukaryota, Fungi, Glomeromycota, Glomeromycetes, Diversisporales, Gigasporaceae.
AUGGAAGGUGAAAAUCAGUUGGUGACGUUGGAUGAAUCCAUGGUAAAAGUGGUGAUGACUGAAGUCAUGAAGAAUUUUAAGAUGUUGCAAACGAAACGAAGACGUUAUCGACCACGCUUAUGCUACGUAUGUCAAUGCCCAGGAUAUUUGGCUCAAUCAUGUCCAUCCCAAAAUGAUAGUGGUAGAAAGAAGAUUGAUGACAAUGAUAUAAGGAAAGUAAUGGUUAGUUCGAUAAGUGGAUAUGAAAAAUGUCAAACUGAUGUUAUAAAAUUUAAGAACCCAUCUGAAUCGAAAGAUGUAAACUCAAUCAAAUAUGCUGAAAAGUCCAAUAAUGAAAAAGGAUCAAAGUAUGAUCUUGAGCUGAUAAAUGGAAUUAAUGAUAGUGCUAACAACAUACGAUACAAUGUGAAAACUGUCACUAAUGUUGAACGAGUGAUGAGUGAAGUAAUAAUACCCAUGGCUGUGAAUAAUGGAAUAACAUUAAGAAGAGGAAUGAAUUAUGUGAAAUCUGAUGACAAUUGGAAUCCAGAACAAAUAUUAGACGUAUUGGAUCAAAUGAAAAAAAGAGGAUUCUAUGAUUGUAUCUACUUAGAUCAUACGAUCAGCUGCGAUGGUGUGGAGUAUAUGAUAUUUGGAAAUCGAAUUGACAUGCGUUUGGGCUUAAAACAAUAG